Cryptococcus deneoformans JEC21 is the source of this 1080-nucleotide messenger RNA. Its product is annotated as RAS small monomeric GTPase, putative. Gene Ontology annotation, molecular function: GTPase activity; GDP binding; GTP binding. NCBI's taxonomy places the organism in Eukaryota, Fungi, Basidiomycota, Tremellomycetes, Tremellales, Cryptococcaceae. The record is from RefSeq and is a predicted model, not a curated record. Gene Ontology annotation, biological process: signal transduction. Gene Ontology annotation, cellular component: plasma membrane. The transcript is spliced from 10 exons. The coding region runs from base 197 to 847 and encodes 216 amino acids.
GCUUACAGUCCCUCCGUGCAUCUCACUCCAUCUCCGGCGCCCCUCUGUCCCCGGCCCCGCUCCGUCCCGCCUCUCCCGUCCAUCUCUCCAUCUUCAACUCUUGCUCUGCAACGCUUCAACUCACCUCCGGUUAUCAUCUCCGUCUUGUCAACAAACUCCGUUCACACUCAAGUCCAUCCGCUCUCAGCCAGUCAGCAUGUCCAAGGCCCAAUUUCUGCGUGAAUAUAAGCUUGUCGUCGUCGGUGGUGGUGGUGUUGGGAAGUCUGCCUUGACAAUCCAAUUCAUCCAAUCACAUUUCGUCGAUGAAUAUGAUCCUACCAUCGAGGAUUCUUACCGUAAACAAUGUAUCAUCGACGAAGAGGUCGCUUUGUUGGACGUGUUGGACACCGCCGGUCAAGAAGAAUACGGCGCUAUGCGAGAACAAUACAUGAGGACCGGAGAGGGUUUCCUCCUUGUUUACUCCAUUACUUCCAGAAGCUCUUUCGAAGAAGUAUCUACAUUCCACCAACAAAUUUUGCGAGUUAAGGAUAAGGACUACUUCCCAGUAGUCGUAGUAGCGAAUAAAUGUGAUUUGGAGUACGAAAGGCAGGUCCAGCCACAUGAGGGGCGUGACUUGGCUAAAAGGUUCAAUGCCCAAUGUAUCGAAACAUCUGCCAAGCAACGAGUAAACGUGGACGAGGCCUUUAUUGCCGUCGUACGAGCCAUCAGAAGAUACCAAAAGGAGUCUGGUCCUCCUCAGGCUGUGAAUGCUCCCGCCAAAUCUCAGAUGAGCGCUGUCGGUGGUCGAGCAGCUGAAAAGGAUGAUCAUGUCGAUAAGGGAUGCUGUAGAGGAUGCGUCGUCCUCUAAGGGAGUGCGUAGAGCUAUAGAGGCACAUCUCUGGACAUAUUGUUACUAUUUACUUGUAUACAGCGUUUACUAGUAGGGCCGAUUGAGAUUGAUGAUGAGUGACGCGUUUUGAAAGAAAAGGUUCGCUGUUUUUUUUCCUCGAUACCACCACCACUAGGGUUUGCCAGCUGUGAGCGGGCGUAGAUACCUGCAAUGCAGGUGCUUUGUGAAGCAUGAUAAAUUAUUAUAAUUUA